CCCUCACGGAGGAGCAACAGCUACGCGGAGUUGUCCAAAGUGUUGCCCGGUGAACCAGCCUCUCCCCCGGACACAGGUCGCCGCUCCAUCCUGCUGCAGCAGCCUCUGCGCCGGGCUCAGAGAUGCGCCCCUGGACGGAGGUUCGGCGUGCUUGGAUGAAGUGAGGGAAGAAAGGGAACGAGACGCAGUGUAGCGCUCCUGUCACAGCGGGAAUAACGGAGCCCGGGAGAAGGCGGCGGCACAGAGAAGCGCUCGGUGAUAUUGAAUGUUUGGAGGAUUUCUUUUAAAUUUUGCUUUGGUUUUGUUGGAAUGGGGCGGCGAGAGCUCCGGUGCUGAGCUGAAGGCAUGAGACCGAGGAGAGGAACAAACAGCGGGGCUGCGGUGCUGUGAGUCUCCAUCCAUCCACACGAAGGGUCCAGUCUACACACACCUUCCUUCAUGUUGCAGACGCCUGCUCUAUGACAAUGGAUUACUUGCUGUGGGUGUGCAGCCUCAUUGUCCCCGUGGUGCUGGCUGUAGAAGAAACUCUUAUGGACAGCCGGUGGGCAACCACAGAGCUGGCUUGGACCACAUUCCCAGAAAGUGGGUGGGAGGAGGUCAGUGGCUACGAUGACUCCAUGAGCCCAAUCAGAACCUACCAGGUGUGUAAUGUCCGACAACCCAACCAGAACAACUGGCUGAGGACGGACUUUAUACCCCGCAGGGGCGUGCUGCGUGUCUACGUGGAGCUGAAGUUCUCCGUCCGUGACUGCGCCAGCAUUCCCAACAUCCCUGGCUCCUGCAAAGAGACCUUUAAUCUGUUUUACUAUGAAUCGGAGGGGGACACAGCUACAGACACCAGCCCUCUGUGGAGGGAGAACCCCUAUGUGAAGGUGGAUACUAUAGCCCCAGACGAGAGUUUCUCUCUGCUGGAGGCAGGCAGGAUCAACACCAAAGUGCGCAGCUUUGGCCCCCUCUCAAAGGCAGGCUUCUACCUGGCGUUUCAGGACCUGGGUGCCUGCAUGUCUCUCAUCUCCGUCAGGGUUUUCUUCAAGAAGUGCUCCACCACCAUCGCCAAUUUUGCCGUCUUCCCAGAGACAGCCACAGGGGCAGAAGCAACCUCCUUAGUGAUCGCUCCGGGGGCCUGCGUGACCAACGCUAUGGAGGUGUCCGUCCCUCUGAAGCUGUACUGCAACGGGGACGGCGAGUGGAUGGUUCCCGUGGGCUCCUGCACCUGCGUCGCUGGCUUUGAACCCUCUGCAGACGGCACUCAGUGCCAGGCUUGCAUCCCUGGGACCUUCAAAUCUAAAUUCGGUGAAGGAUCCUGUGCUCCCUGCCCGUCCAACAGUCGCACCAGUGCACGAGGAGCCAAUAUUUGUCCCUGCCAGAGUGGUUUCUACCGCGCUGACAGCGAUCCUCCUGACUCUGCCUGCACCACUAUCACCUCAGCGCCUCGCAAUGUUAUAUCCAGUGUGAACGAGACCUCGCUGUCCUUGGAGUGGGAGGAGCCCGAGGACACAGGCGGGAGGAGCGACCUGGUCUACAACGUUGUGUGCAAGAAAUGCCUGAGGGACCGGAGCCCCUGCACACGCUGUGACGACAACGUGGACAUCGCGCCCCGCAGGCUAGGGCUGAGGCAGAGGAAAGUGGUGGUGAGGAACCUGCAGGCUCACACGCCCUACAGCUUCGAGGUGCAGGCUGUCAACGGGGUCUCUGGGAAGAACCCCACAUCCCCCAGCUACUCCACAGUCAACAUCACCACCAACCAAGCCGCGCCUUCAGCAGUGCCUACCGUCCAUCUGAUGCGCUCCACAUCUGACACUCUCAGCCUGUCGUGGCUGCCCCCAGAGAAACCCAACGGGGUCAUCCUCGACUACGAGAUCAAAUACCACGAGAGGGGCCAGGCAAUGUCGCACACAGUAACUGCCCAGCACAGCUCAGCCAAGGUGGAGGGUCUGAGGGCCGCUACACCUUAUGUGGUGCAGGUCAGAGCUCGCACUGUUGCUGGAUACGGUCGCUACAGCAACCCCAUGGACUUCAGCACCAGCCUACACACUAAAUGA
Molecule: messenger RNA, 2042 nt
Organism: Paralichthys olivaceus (Japanese flounder)
Lineage: Eukaryota; Metazoa; Chordata; Actinopteri; Pleuronectiformes; Paralichthyidae
Source: RefSeq, a predicted model, not a curated record